CUGCGAGUUGGCGCCGUCAAGGCGCGCGGUCGCUUGCCCCGCGGGGCGGCGCUUGGAUUGGCCAGCCUCGCCUCGACAAGUGGCUGGAAGCGCGACCCGCUGACCAUCCUCACCAGGACUGCGCUCAUGACCUUCGUGGAGAUGGUCCGGGCUUCGCGCCUGCCCGAGGCGGCCGCCCGCUCCUGCCUGGCCAGGGGUCUGGCCAUCGCGCAGAAGCAGCACCCAUGGCUCCACGACGCCAAGGGCAGCGUGUACGAGGUGCGAAGGCUUUCCCCUGCCGUUUCCGGCCACGUGGUCUCCCUGGGCUGCUGCGUGGCGAUCGGGCUCGAGGAGGUGGCCAGGCAAGGUCCCCACAUGUGGGGCUCGAGCGCCCCGCCCAUCUGGCAGCCGCUUCUGGACCCCACGGGCCACCGCUCGGCGGUGUGGGGCCUGCACCACCAGCGGGCGUUGCGCAGCCUGGUCCAGAACGCCCACUGGCAAGCGGCUGAGGAGGUGGAAGGCCUCGGCUACCCGUUCACGGAGCUCUUCGCCAGGGAGCUCUUCGCCGACGUGUCGGAGCUCUUCCAGUGGCCGACGCGGCCCCUAGGUGACUACUUCCAGUGCUCCACCAGCCGGCUCGAGAUCCGGCCCUACCUCAGCGACUACCCCAAUCUGCGGGCUGCUGGUUGGUCCGUCGUGGUGCACGACGUGAGCCGCAAGCUGCUCGCCGAGGCCUGGGGCGCGGUCCCGCUCAGCGAGGGCCCAGAGCAGCUUGCCAGGGACGGCGAGGACUACGCGGUGAAGGUGCUGACGGACGCGGUGGCAAGCCGCCCAGAGGCGGCGGCAUCCGCCAGCUGCGAACGGGUCCACCUCUGGGCAGGGAGGGCGGGGAGGCUCCAGGACGCCACGGUGGUCAAGGUCAAGGCCCACCUGGGCCAGUCGGCGGUGAGGAACGGGCAGACCACCCAGCUCGAGCUGGACAGGGCGGACAUGCGGGCCAAGGAGGGAGCUGCGGCCGCCAGGGCGCCACUGGCGGACAUCCAGUGCCUGGAGGGCUGCCGGGUGAUCGCCCGACAAGCGGCGCA
Prorocentrum cordatum is the source of this 1064-nucleotide messenger RNA. Lineage: Eukaryota; Dinophyceae; Prorocentrales; Prorocentraceae. The record is from the annotation of a GenBank genome assembly.